This is a messenger RNA of Rotaria sp. Silwood2, 489 nucleotides long. The record is from the annotation of a GenBank genome assembly. NCBI's taxonomy places the organism in Eukaryota, Metazoa, Rotifera, Eurotatoria, Philodinida, Philodinidae.
AUGCAAGAAUCAGGAGAAAUUCCCGUGUCACUACGUUCAUAUGAAAAUGAAAGUUGUUUUUGUGGUAAUAGUCCAACAUGUUCAUCACCAGCAGCUAUCGAUGAAUGGAUUGUUGCCGACUUUCGAGGGGGAUGUUAUCCAAUCGAAUCUCUUCUUCAGUCCACACUUGAAUGUCUCUAUAAUAUCACAUGUAUCAACAAGAUCAAACGAAAUGAUUCUACAUCCGACAUGAUCUUUCGUGCUCUCGAUUCUACUCUAUCAUCUCCGAGUGUCACCGUUCAGUCUCUAGUGAAUGCUCUUAUGACUGAUCAAUGGGAAACAAAUAUCACCUAUGAGGAUUACUAUAAAACGUGUGCUCCUCUAUCUUGUACUUAUUCACUCAUCAUGCGAUUCGAUAGCAUAUAUGUGUUUACAACUAUUAUGGAUCUUUCAGGUGGACUGACUGUUGUACUUAAGCUGUUUGUUCCACUCGUUGUCAAAACUGGGUGA